Messenger RNA from Gongylonema pulchrum, 609 nucleotides. Lineage: Eukaryota; Metazoa; Nematoda; Chromadorea; Rhabditida; Gongylonematidae. The record is from the annotation of a GenBank genome assembly.
AUGAGUAAAAUUCCACGUGAUACGUUGAUGGAGUGUGUGAACGAGGUGCUGCGGAUGUCCAAAGAGAAGCAGCGUAAAUUUCGUGAAACAGUGGAGCUACAGGUGGCGCUGAAGAACUACGACCCGCAGAAGGACAAGCGAUUCAGCGGAUCCGUGAGACUCAAAAAUGCCCCGAAACCAAGCAUGAAAGUAUGUGUGCUGGGCGAUCAGCAGCACUGUGAUGAGGCUAACACAUGUGGCAUACCAUGCAUGAAUGCAGACGAUCUGAAGAAACUGAACAAAAACAAGAAGCUCAUCAAAAAGUUGGCAAAGGGCUAUGAUGCAUUUCUGGCAUCGGAAGCUUUGAUCAAACAGAUUCCGCGCAUUCUUGGACCGGGACUGAACAAGGCUGGCAAGUUCCCGAGUGUUGUCUCUCAUUCGGAAUCGCUGGCAGCCAAAGUAUUAUGCCUAUCAGUGGCAGUUGGACAUGUGGAGAUGGCGCCGGAAGCGUUGGUCUCGAAUAUAGCACUAUCAAUAAAUUUUCUCGUUUCGUUGUUGAAGAAGAAUUGGCAGAAUGUGCGAUCGCUACACAUAAAGAGUACUAUGGGACCGUCGCAGCGGCUUUAUUAA